UAAUUGUGGUCUGAGGCAUAUAGGUAUAUAGGUCUCUGCUGAGGCCAACUACGCCUGAAUAGAAAACAUCAUAAUUAAUUGAAAACAUGGAUGGACCAACAUUUUUCUACCACGCAACUUCAGCAGGAAAUGAAGCUCUGAUAAAACAAACAAAUAUCCUGAUGCCACAUCGAUACAAUCCACCCGAAGACUGGAUGAUGAUGGUUAGUAAUGAACAGCGCCAUCUGGUACCUAAUGGGGUGUGGUUCUGUGCCACGCUCUAUGAUGGGGAUCUGCCAACGAUUUCUCCGCUUGGUACUAGACGGGUGAGGAUUGAUAUAGCAAACGUCAUAAAGCAACUUGGAGGAAAUGUGAAACUGUAUGCAAGAGUAACUAAUCAAAAAGUUGGAGACAACUUCUAUACCAGGUUGAUGCUCGUGAAAGAAGGAGAAAAUUUUGAAAUUUUGAAUCACAUGUCUCAGCUGGAUAUUGCCGAAAAUCAGUGGUUAACACUGACUGGUGAAUACAGAGUUGCGCGUAGACCAAUCUGGGUGUAUAUCUACAUCCCGUACCAGAUCGAUGUCAGUAACUGUGACUGGGAUGAGGUGAGAUACGUGCCAAGGGUUGUUCAUCCCAGAGGCGAGGAUGAGACCACAGGCGAGGAUCAGACCACAGGCAAGGAUCAGACCACAGGCAAGGAUCAGACCACAGGCGAGGAUCAGACCACAGGCAAGGAUCAGACCACAGGCGAGGAUCAGACCACAGGCGAGGAUCAGACCACAGGCAAGGAUCAGACCACAGGCGAGGAUCAGACCACAGGCGAGGAUCAGACCACAGGCGAGGAUGAGACCUGACCUACACAAAUACACAAUUUGUCAUCGCCAUUAUAUUAUGGUAUGAAGGAACAGCAUCAGUCUUCUAUAUUUGCCUAUUCAUCCAGAAUCAACAUAUUUGUUAAAAAGUUUUAAAAUACUUUGAAUGAGCAGCAAAAGGUCUAGUUAUAGAUAUAUAUAUAUAUAAUUAGGCCUGCAGCAUUCUGGUAUGAAAAUCUAACAUGUUUAUUCAAAUGAUUGACCUUGACUAAUGAUUAACUUUCAAUGUCACUUGGGUCUUGCCAACAUAUUUAUAUUAUAGAUAUAUAUAUAUAUAUAUAUACAUGUAUAUGAUGUUUAUGAUUAUAUCUAUUUGCUUAAUUAUACUUAAUCUAUAUGUACAACAGUUAAAGUAUGUAGACUUAUUAUCAUCUGUGGAAUCUACAUCAAAUAUUUUAUCUAUCUAUACAGACCUACACCUAAUACUUUCUUAAUAUACAUUUAUAUAUUAUAUUCACAUUUAAUUUAUUUUGUUAUAUUUCAUGACAAGUGUGUGAUUUAAAAAAAAAAAAAUUUCAAUGAAUGAUUUUUUUUCUGUAAAGGAGCAGAAAGAAGUUAAUGAAGUUAAUAGUGUGGAAUGGAAGUUUUAAAAUAUUGCCAAAUGAUCUAAAUAUAAUCAUGCUUUCAGUUUUUUGCUAAAUGCUGUGAUAAUCAAAGUGUACAUGAUAAGAUGUAAAAUACAAUAUAUUUAUUGCAAUAUCAUUGUCUAUUGUAACAUUUCAGAACCCAAUCCUUUAAACCUAAGUUAUCUGAGGAUAUGUUGUUAAUUUUUUUAUGUGUUUUAGAAGGUAUGUUUACCUGAAUUACUUGAUGUACUGUUAAUGAAUAUUAUAAACAAAAAUUAUACAAAUUUAUACACAAUCAUUAUUGAGUUAUUUGUAGUGAAUUAAUUUAACAGUUGUAAGGAUGACAUACAUGUAUAUUCUAGUUAUACUGUAUUUACCGAUGUCUUGAUGACAUAUUGUGGCCUAAUUCUUUGUUCAGUUGAAUGUUUUUAUUAACGCAAAGCAUGUUUCAUGGUAUUGAUGUAAAAGUUCUUUCAGAAACUAGACAAAUAACAUUUAGGCUUCAGCUGCUAGAAUGUGAAAAUAAAGAUAAAGAACAUACCACAUAUUCCUCAAUAACUACCAGUUGAUAGACUCAUCUAUAGCUGUAACCAGUUUAUAGACUGACAUCUAUAGCUGUAACCAGUUGAUAGACUCAUCUAUAGCUGUAACCAGUUUAUAGACUGACAUCUAUAGCUGUAACCAGUUUAUAGACUGACAUCUAUAGCUGUAACCAAUUUAUAGACUGACAUCUAUAGCUGUAACCAGUUUAUAGACUGACAUCUAUAGCUGUAACCAGUUGAUAGACUCAUCUAUAGCUGUAACCAGUUUAUAGACUGACAUCUAUAGCUGUAACCAGUUGAUAGACUCAUCUAUAGCUGUAACCAAUUUAUAGACUGACAUCUAUAGCUGUAACCAGUUGAUAGACUCAUCUAUAGCUGUAACCAGUUUAUAGACUCAUCUAUAGCUGUAACCAGCUUAUGGACUGACAUCUAUAGCUGUAACCAAUUUAUAGACUGAUAUCUAUAGCUGUAACCAGUUUAUAGACUGAUAUCUAUAGCUGUAACCAGUUUAUAGACUCAUCUAUAGCUGUAACCAGUUUAUAGACUCAUCUAUAGCUGUAACCAGUUUAUAGACUGACAUCUAUAGCUGUAACCAGUUUAUAGACUGACAUCUAUAGCUGUAACCAGUUUAUAUAGACUGACAUCUAUAGCUGUAACCAGUUUAUAGACUGACAUUUAUGGCUGUAACCAGUUGAUAGACUGACAUCUAUAGCUGUAACCAGUUUAUAGACUGACAUCUAUAGCUGUAACCAGUUUAUAGACUGACAUCUAUAGCUGUAACCAGUUUAUAGACUGACAUCUAUAGAUGUAACCAGUUUAUAGACUGACAUCUAUAGCUGUUACCAGUUUAUAGACUGACAUCUAUAGCUGUAACCAGUUUAUAGACUGACAUCUAUAGCUGUAACCAGUUUAUAGACUGACAUCUAUAGCUGUGACCGAUUUAUAGGCUGACAUCUAUAGCUGUAACCAGUUUAUAGACUGACAUCUAUAGCUAUAACCAGUUUAUAGACUGACAUCUAUAGCUGUAACCAGUUUAUAGACUGACAUCUAUAGCUGUUACCAGUUUAUAGACUGACAUCUAUAGCUGUAACCAGUUUAUAGACUGACAUCUAUAGCUGUUACCAGUUUAUAGACUGACAUCUAUAGCUGUUACCAGUUUAUAGACUGACAUCUAUAGCUGUAACCAGUCUAUAGACUGAUAUCUAUAGCUGUUACCAGUUUAUAGACUGACAUCUAUAGCUGUAACCAGUUUAUAUAGACUGACAUCUAUAGCUGUGACCAGUCUAUAGACUGAUAUCUAAAGCUAUAAUCAUUUAAAAAUGAUAUCCAGACGACAAAUUUUUGUUGAUUUCUUGUGCAAUAUUUAUUUUUGUGAUAAUUUGUUGUCUCUUCUAUUUUGGACAUUUUUACCACAGCAUGAAUCAAAACUGUUUUAUCAGUAAAAUUAAUUCCUUUGUUGUAAUUUAAUUCUUUUGUUUUAUUUUAAUUCUUUUGUUGUAUUUUAAUUCAUUCGUUGUAUUUUGUCUACACAAUUUGUAAUUUAUUCUAUACACAAUAAAAACUAGCAUAUUCA
Messenger RNA from Pecten maximus, 3532 nucleotides. RefSeq lists its product as uncharacterized. Bases 87 to 833 code for a protein of 248 amino acids. The transcript is spliced from 2 exons. NCBI's taxonomy places the organism in Eukaryota, Metazoa, Mollusca, Bivalvia, Pectinida, Pectinidae. The record is from RefSeq and is a predicted model, not a curated record.